Molecule: messenger RNA, 2441 nt
Organism: Acomys russatus (golden spiny mouse)
Lineage: Eukaryota; Metazoa; Chordata; Mammalia; Rodentia; Muridae
Gene: Glis2
Product: GLIS family zinc finger 2
Exons: 7
Coding region: 129-1697 (522 amino acids)
Biological process (GO): regulation of transcription by RNA polymerase II; smoothened signaling pathway
Cellular component (GO): nucleus
Molecular function (GO): DNA-binding transcription factor activity, RNA polymerase II-specific; RNA polymerase II cis-regulatory region sequence-specific DNA binding
Source: RefSeq, a predicted model, not a curated record
CCGGCCCCCCCUCGCCCGCCCCCCGCUGCCCCCCGACCGCCGGAACCCGCAGCCGGAGCCAGUCAGCCCGGCCGCCGAGGUUCCUGCUGAAGACCAGCUGGGUACUGUCUUAGACCCUCCCCAUCACCAUGCACUCCUUGGACGAGCCGCUUGACCUAAAGCUGAGUAUCACCAAGCUCCGGGCGGCGAGAGAGAAGCGGGAAAGGACACUGGGUGUGGCCCGACAUCAUGCUCUGCAUAGGGAGCUGGGCCUGGUGGAUGACAGCCCUACACCUGGCUCCCCAGGCUCCCCCCCUGCAGGCUUCCUGCUGAACCCCAAGUUCCCUGAGAAGGUAGACGGACGCUUUUCCACAGCACCCCUGGUGGACCUCAGCUUGUCACCACCAUCUGGUCUGGACUCCCCCAAUGGCAGUAGCUCCCUGUCUCCUGAGCGCCAGAGCAAUGGGGACCUGCCUCCACUGCCUACUGCUGUGGAUUUCCAGCCACUGCGCUAUUUGGAUGGUGUCCCCAGCUCCUUCCAGUUCUUCUUGCCCCUGGGCUCCGGGGGGGCUCUGCACCUACCUGCUUCCUCCUUCCUCACACCCCCCAAGGACAAGUGCCUCUCACCAGAGCUGCCCCUGGCCAAGCAGCUGGUGUGUCGAUGGGCCAAGUGUAACCAGCUCUUUGAGCUCCUCCAAGACCUGGUUGACCACGUCAAUGACCAUCAUGUCAAGCCGGAACAGGAUGCUCGGUACUGCUGCCAUUGGGAGGGCUGUGCCCGCCAUGGCCGCGGCUUCAAUGCCAGCAGGUACAAGAUGCUCAUCCACAUCCGGACUCAUACCAAUGAGAAGCCACACCGAUGCCCCACCUGUAACAAGAGCUUCUCCCGCCUGGAAAACCUCAAGAUCCACAACCGCUCCCACACAGGUGAGAAGCCCUACGUCUGCCCCUAUGAGGGUUGCAACAAGCGUUACUCCAACUCAAGUGACCGCUUCAAGCACACUCGCACCCACUACGUAGACAAGCCCUACUACUGCAAGAUGCCCGGCUGUCACAAGCGCUACACGGACCCCAGUUCAUUGCGCAAGCACAUCAAAGCCCAUGGCCACUUUGUGUCCCAUGAGCAGCAAGAGCUCCUGCAGCUGCGCCCACCCCCUAACCCACCACUCCCCACCCCCGACAGUGGCUCCUAUGUUAGUGGGGCUCAGAUCAUUAUCCCCAACCCUGCUGCCCUUUUUGGAGGCCCCAGUCUGCCUGGCCUGCCCUUACCCCUGGCCCCUGGCCCCCUUGACCUCAGUGCUCUGGCCUGUGGCAAUGGUGGAGGUGGGAGUGGGGGCAUAGGCCCUGGGCUGCCAGGCUCUGUUUUGCCCCUCAAUCUGGCCAAAAACCCACUGUUGCCCUCACCCUUUGGGGCUGGUGGACUAGGCCUGCCUGUGGUCUCUCUCCUGGGUGGCUCUGCUGGUAGCAAGGCUGAAGGGGAGAAAGGUCGUGGGUCAGUGCCUGCCAGGGUUCUGGGCCUGGAGGACCACAAGACUCCUCUGGAAAGGACGGAGCGCAGCCGCUCCCGGCCAAGCCCUGAUGGACUCCCUUUGCUACCGGGCACUGUACUGGACUUGUCCACGGGCAACUCAGCAGCCAGCAGUCCCGAAGCGCUAACUCCUGGCUGGGUGGUCAUCCCACCAGGGUCUGUGCUGCUAAAACCAGCUGUGGUAAACUGAAUGAAACUGGGCUACCCACCUGCCAGCUUUGACAGCCCAGCCACCUGCGGUGGGCUCAUCCCCGACGAACAGAAACUCUUCUGCGAAAUAGCAAUAAUAUCCUACUGCCCCAGGGCCCAAGGGUCUGCUCCUUGGGAAGCUGCAGCCCCUGACGAGCUGGGUGGCAAGCAUGGUGCUAGAAGGUCUUGGCUGACUUCCUGGCUCCAGAGUGAGGACUUGGCUUGGACCUGCUGUCCACAGAGGGCCCUACUCUUGGGUGCUAAGGCCUCGCUCCAUAUAGUCUGGGUGAGGCCUUCCUCUGAGUUCUGUCCUCACAGAACUCUCAGUCCUGCCUCUUGCUCUGGUGCAGUUCUCUCCAUGACCAGCCUGGCUGGGCAGGUUGCCGUUCUUCCCUGCCUUAUCUACUUGUCAGCUUGGGAGCCCCCAGUGACUACAGGCCCAUGCUUGGGAAUUGCUUAGACCCCUUUCCCUCUGGCCCACUCCAUGGAGGGAGAGCAAGACAGACACAGGCCCUGGCUAAGCCACAGGAAAAAGUUGGCAUCUCCCUGCCUACUGCUAUGACAAGGUGCUUCCCUGCCUGCUUAGCAGAGAAGCCUGCUCUGUCAGUGCCCUCUUCUUCCUGCCAAAAUCAGCACUGCCGGAGGGUUGGCAACACUUUGCCAAGAGGAGGGGCAGCUGACCACUCACCUUCCCCUUGGGAAAGUGCAAGCAGGAUGAAAGGAUCUUUGUACUGGUCUGGUCAAG